Alternaria novae-zelandiae is the source of this 1143-nucleotide messenger RNA. RefSeq lists its product as uncharacterized. The coding region runs from base 1 to 1143 and encodes 380 amino acids. The record is from RefSeq and is a predicted model, not a curated record. Lineage: Eukaryota; Fungi; Ascomycota; Dothideomycetes; Pleosporales; Pleosporaceae. The transcript has 3 exons.
AUGACGCGAUUCGACAAGUGUACCAAAGCGCUCUGGGUAACAGACCCUGAUGUUGACCGCGAUUAUGUCGAGAACACUAAGGGUAGCCCCGUUUCUGGCACAUGCGAUUGGCUUUGGCAAGACCAAACCUUCGCGGAGUGGCUGAACGGAUCAUCAUCCAGGACACUAUGGAUUGCAGGUGGGCCUGGGAAGGGCAAAACAAUGCUUUCGGUUUACAUCACGGGCUUGCUCAAGGACCGAUGCAAUGUUCGCAAUCGAGUCUUCGCAUACUUCUUCUGCGACCAUCGGGAUACAAAUCGCAAUUCGGCAUGUGCAAUCCUCCGCACUCUAAUACAUCAAAUCAUCGAGCGAAAACGAGGUCUACACAGCAAGAUCUUCCCUUACUUUCAGGAAGAGCGGCGAGCGAAGGCUACGAUACAGUCGCGCGAAGCCCUUUGGCGAAUCGUCACCGAGCUACUGCACGAGCAGGAACUUGGAGGUCUGGUGUAUUUGAUCGACGGGCUUGACGAGUGCGAUGACGACACAGCUCGUUGGAUGGCACGAAAGUUGUCCAGCCUUCAUACCGACAGCUCCGGCAAUGUUUUGAGAGACGUGAAGGUUUUAGUUGCGAGUCGGAAUAUCGCAAGCAUGAAAUUUUCGUCCAAAAUCGACCUAGACACCAUACAAGACCCGGGCUACAACGAGAGCAUCACCCGAUUCAUCGAUGCGCGAGUCGCUGAUAUGGCAAAUCUGGUGCCCGGUUGCACACUAGCGCUACAGAGUCAAGUCAAAGAAAGCCUGCGGUCCCGUUCGGGCAACUCAUUCCUUUGGAUUGGUUGCGUAAUGGGCGAACUGUCGGUCAAAGAGACGCCUACUGAGAUCGAGAGUUCGCUAGCCGAGUUUCCUACUGGACUUGGCCCACUCUACAACAGAAUUCUUCGCCAGGUACACCCAAACCCGCAGUAUCGCUCAGAUUGUAUCAAGCUGCUGCAUUGGGUAGCACAAGCGAUGAGACCGAUGAGCUUGGCUGAGCUAGCAGCGGUGCUGGUCAUUCGUGGGUCAGAAACCAUAUCAGUGGAGCAGAGACUCAAUGAUCGUAUCACAUGGUACAUUCCCCCGAUACUACUCACAAGUCUACGGUCGACCUGGUUCAUUACUCAUUAA